Kazachstania africana CBS 2517 is the source of this 945-nucleotide messenger RNA. RefSeq lists its product as uncharacterized. NCBI's taxonomy places the organism in Eukaryota, Fungi, Ascomycota, Saccharomycetes, Saccharomycetales, Saccharomycetaceae. The transcript has a single exon. The record is from RefSeq and is a predicted model, not a curated record. Bases 1 to 945 code for a protein of 314 amino acids.
AUGUUCUCUCAGAAUUUUGAAGAAAUUAAUUUCUUUGAAAAUGAGUCAGUAUUAAAUACAGUUAAUGAUUUCACUAUUAAUCAACUGGAUUCACAAAAUUUAAAUGAUCAAUGCGAUUUUACUUCUGCAUUACAAUAUCCUAUACAUUCCAUAGAUAUCGGUGUACAAUUUCAAGAUUUUGAUUUAUCCGUUAAAUCAAAGCCAAAUGAUUACAAUAAUUUCGAAUUUGUUCAACCUCAUUCUUACACAAAUCAAGUGGCGUCACCUUCAUUAUCAAAUACAAAAUCUGAAGUAUCAUUUUCAUCAACUUCAUCAUUAUCGUCGGUGUUUAAUAAUAAUGACUCACCAAUUUCAGAUAUAAAUUUAAACCCUAAUAUACAAUUCAAGACAGCGUUCAAUAGUAUGGAAUCGAAUGAAUUCUUUAUCCCAUCGCAAAUAGAGAAAGUUUUAUCGAAUACACCCGAUAAUAAUGCAGAUCAAAAUAGGGAAACAUUUACAGUUGAAAUGUUCGAAUCAAGAUCUAAAAGAUCGCAUAAAUUGAAAAAUGAAUCUACAAAGAGAAGAAAAAGCAGAAAAACUUCUUUAUCCUAUAGCGGGAACUCAUUGGGUAAGAAAGUUUCUGAUUCAAGACUCUCUGCUCAAGGUUUAGCCGAAGUGUUGAAAUUAGAUACCCCACAGGAAGCACUCAAGAGAGAGCGUUACAUCUUGGAUAUUUUCCAAAAUGAAUUGCAUUACCCAUUAGGUUAUAAAACAUGGAUCCGUGAUACAGAUAAAGUUGAAAGAGCGGAAUUGAUUGAAAAAUUAUAUGAUAGAGUUAAAUCAAAAUAUCCAGAAUAUGAUCAUAAUAUUCUUGAAACCAUUAUCAGAAGAGCUACUUAUUACAUGAUGCAAAGUAGACUAAGAAGAGAAAGGAGGGCAAAGGUGAAAAGUGUUGACUCUGAUUGA